AUGGAGCCAACUGAAGCAGAGAGUAACAUGAGGCAGGAGAUCAGUUUCAAGUUCGACACGCCGGACAACAGUCACCCGCUUGUCUUCUUGAAAUUGGUCAAAGAAGCGCCGCAGAUAGAAGCCGAUCUUCCAAGUAGCUCCACUUCGUACUCAAGGACGCUCGCUAUUCACCCCGGAAAGCUGACCGUGAGCCCUUUCUUUGCGGCGCUUCUGCAACGCUGGGCUUCCAACGGCCUCCAUGCAAACGGUCCAACGACAGUGAAGGUGUUUGAGCUGGGGUGCGAGGAUCCGGAUGCUGCUUCUCUCGCUAUCCAGAUCCUCGCUGAAUCGCUGUCACUGAUGAGAGGGAAGAGAUCCUGGUCACCUUCGAGAAUUUGGGGUUUGGAACUGUCAGGGGAGCUCGAGGAAAGGCUGGCAGAUCUGAAGAGCGACAGCGGGUCUGCCUUUGGCGAGGAGCUCUUGCGGAAAUUGAUGGAGGGUGCAAUGUCCCUAGAAAGUGGCCCGUUCUUCUGCAAGUUCUUUCCAAGCAAGAGCCAGAUGGACGGCUCUGAGAGGCUGCGCGUGGUUGUUGAAGAGAUAGGAGAUUCGGAGUGGCUUGGACUCAAUCGGGAGUCUGUUCAGACAAUCCUAGGAACAGGGCUAGUGCUCGAGCUAGGAUUUGGGACGGCGAACGCUCUACUGCAGGCAACGACUCAGGCCAUGAUGGUGAUGAGGGAGCUUCCAGAGCGUAGGCCUGCUUGA
Messenger RNA from Klebsormidium nitens, 741 nucleotides. The record is from the annotation of a GenBank genome assembly. Lineage: Eukaryota; Viridiplantae; Streptophyta; Klebsormidiophyceae; Klebsormidiales; Klebsormidiaceae.